GCAAACGGCGCUGAUGACGGAGGUGGUGGAGGUCAGCGGUUCCAAAAAUUGAAAAAUAGUGGGCCCUGCAACUACUAUGGAGUUGCAUCGUCCUGGCAUGGGUCAGCAAGAUGAUAUACAUAUAAUCACAACGACGGAGGAUACAAGGAAGUACUACAACCUAUGCUGUUGUUGACAUGUCUCACCAUACUGAGGAAAGGGCGGAGGGUGUGACCACGGUGCAUGCUAGUAAUGUGGAUGGUCCGACACUGUCGCCUUCUGGUAUGGAUGGAGGUGCAGCGGAGCAUGCUAGUGAUGUGGACGACAGUGCAACAGAGCAUGCUGCUGUAGAAGAUCAGCCUAUCAUUCAGAGGACAAGUAUGGAUAACGAUAAAGCUGACGACUCGCUGCAUAUAUCAGACAUCGUGGUGAAUGAAGAAGAUGAGAUUCAUGAAAACUGCAGUGCAUCCUUGAACAAGAUGAACAACAAGAAUGAUCACGUAGUUCUCCUUGCCGCCCCUACUAGUAAAAAUACAAGAACAAUGACGAGGCCCUCUCCCCCGUCGUCUCCUGUCAGUAACAGAAGUAUAACAAAGACUUUCAGUGGUAACGCCAAUUAUAUUAAGGGUUAACCAAUUACAUCUCCCACAACCAUUCCUCACUCUUUUUCCAGUAGGAAAGAGGUGAGGGAUGUUCUGAAGAAUGUAAUUCUGCAACCUUUAAUUAUAGUACUAGAACAACUGGAGCAAGCAGCAACUCCAACGCGGAAGAAGGGCCACCAACGGAUCUAGAAACUAUGAAGACUAUCUACGAUGCCUUCAAAGAGAGGUCAGUGAUCUUCUUCAAUGGAAAACUUCAGCCGGAUACGGUUACGGAGAGAGCCGGGGGUCGUCUCCACAGCGGAACUGUUGGUCC
Amoebophrya sp. A25 is the source of this 894-nucleotide messenger RNA. The record is from the annotation of a GenBank genome assembly. Lineage: Eukaryota; Dinophyceae; Syndiniales; Amoebophryaceae.